UCCGGGGGAGGAGGAUGGGGCUGGAAGCGCUUUCGCCGAGGAUGCUCCUGUGCCUGGUGGCCUUGGGCACCGUUUUCUGCGGGGAGCUGUGGGUCUGCGCUGGCCUCGAUUAUGACUACACUUUGGAUGGCAGUGAAGAGGAUAAGGCGGAGUCUAUCGAUUACAAAGACCCGUGCAAAGCCACUGUAUUUUGGGGUGAUAUUGCCUUAGAUGAUGAAGACUUAAAUAUCUUUCAAAUAGAUAGGACAAUUGACCUGACCCAGAACCCCUUUGGACAACUUGGACAUACCACAGGUGGACUUGGAGACCAUGGUCUAGCAAAGAGACGAGGGGCCCUCUAUCAACUUAUAGACAGGAUAAGAAGACUCGGCUCUGGCUUGCAGCAAAACAGCACAGUUAAGGGAAAAGUACCUCAAAAAUUCUCAGGGCAAAAUGAGAAAAAUCGAGUUCCCAGAGCUGCUACAUCAAGAACGGAAAGAAUAUGGCCUGGAGGUGUUAUUCCUUAUGUUAUAGGAGGCAAUUUUACUGGCAGCCAGCGAGCCAUGUUCAAGCAGGCCAUGAGACACUGGGAAAAGCACACAUGCGUGACCUUCAUUGAAAGAAGUGAUGAAGAGAGUUACAUUGUGUUCACCUAUAGACCUUGUGGAUGCUGCUCCUAUGUAGGUCGGAGGGGAAAUGGACCCCAGGCCAUCUCUAUUGGAAAGAACUGUGACAAGUUUGGAAUUGUUGUUCAUGAACUGGGCCAUGUGAUAGGCUUUUGGCACGAGCAUACACGACCAGAUCGUGACAACCAUGUGACUAUCAUAAGGGAAAACAUCCAGCCAGGUCAAGAGUACAAUUUUCUGAAGAUGGAGCCUGGAGAGGUGAACUCCCUUGGAGAAAGAUAUGACUUUGACAGCAUCAUGCAUUAUGCCAGGAACACGUUCUCAAGGGGGAUGUUUCUGGACACUAUUCUCCCCUCCCGUGAUGACAGUGGCAUUCGGCCAGCGAUUGGCCAGAGGACCCGGUUAAGCAAAGGAGACAUUGCACAGGCAAGAAAGCUGUAUAGAUGUCCAGCUUGUGGAGAAACUCUACAAGAAUCCAAUGGCAACUUUUCCUCUCCGGGAUUCCCAAAUGGCUACCCUUCUUAUACACACUGCAUCUGGAGGGUCUCUGUGACCCCAGGGGAGAAGAUUGUUUUCAAUUUCACCACGCUGGAUCUCUACAAGAGUAGCUUGUGCUGGUAUGACUACAUCGAAGUGAGGGACGGACACUGGAGGAAGUCGCCUCUCCUUGGCAGAUUCUGUGGGGACAAAGUACCCGAAGUUCUUACCUCUACAGACAGCAGGAUGUGGAUAGAAUUUCGUAGCAGCAGUAACUGGGUAGGAAAAGGGUUUGCCGCUGUGUAUGAAGCAAUCUGUGGGGGAGAGAUACAUAAAAACGAAGGGCAGAUUCAGUCUCCUAAUUAUCCUGAUGACUAUAGACCGAUGAAAGAAUGCGUGUGGAAAAUAACAGUGACCGAGGGCUACCAUGUCGGACUGACCUUUCAGGCCUUUGAGAUUGAAAGACAUGACAAUUGUGCCUAUGACCACUUAGAAAUUCGAGAUGGGACCAGUGAAAAUAGCCCUUUGAUUGGACGUUUCUGUGGUUAUGAGAAACCUGAAGACAUCAGGUCCACCUCCAACACCUUGUGGAUGAAAUUUGUUUCUGAUGGAACUGUCAACAAAGCUGGGUUUGCCGCUAACUUUUUUAAAGAGGAAGAUGAAUGUGCCAAAGCCGACCGAGGAGGUUGUGAGCAGCGGUGCCUGAACACCCUGGGCAGCUACCAGUGUGCCUGCGAGCCUGGCUAUGAGCUGGGGCCAGACAGAAGGGGCUGUGAAGCUGCCUGCGGCGGACUCCUUACCAAGCUGAAUGGCACCAUAACCACCCCUGGCUGGCCUAAAGAGUACCCUCCUAAUAAAAACUGUGUGUGGCAAGUGGUUGCACCAACUCAGUAUAGAAUUUCCAUGAAGUUUGAAUUUUUUGAAUUGGAAGGCAAUGAAGUUUGCAAAUACGAUUAUGUGGAGAUCUGGAGUGGUCUUUCUUCAGAGUCUAAGUUGCAUGGCAAAUUCUGUGGGGCUGAAGUCCCUGAAGUGAUCACGUCUCAAUUCAACAACAUGAAGAUUGAGUUCAGAUCUGAUAACACUGUGUCAAAGAAGGGCUUCAAAGCACAUUUCUUCUCAGACCAAGAUGAAUGUUCUAAGGAUAACGGUGGGUGUCAGCACGAGUGUGUCAACACAGUGGGAAGCUACAUGUGUCAGUGCCGUAAUGGAUUUGUCCUGCAUGAAAAUAAACAUGAUUGCAAGGAAGCUGAGUGUGAACAGAAGAUCCACAGCCCCAGCGGUCACAUCACCAGUCCCAACUGGCCAGACAAGUACCCAAGCAGGAAAGAGUGCACGUGGGAGAUCAGAGGCACUCCUGGCCACCGGGUUAAAUUAGCCUUCAGUGAGUUUGAAAUUGAGCAACAUCAAGAAUGUGCUUAUGAUCAUUUAGAAGUAUUUGAUGGAGAAACAGAAAAAUCACCAAUUCUUGGACGACUAUGUGGUAACAAGAUACCAGAUCCCCUUGUGGCUACUGGAAACAAAAUGUUUGUUCGGUUUACUUCUGAUGCAUCUGUUCAAAGAAAAGGCUUUCAAGCCACACAUUCUACAGAGUGUGGUGGUCGAUUGAAAGCAGAACCAAAAUCCAGAGAUCUCUACUCUCAUGCACAGUUCGGUGAUAACAACUAUCCAGGACAGGUCGACUGUGAGUGGUUGCUAGUAUCAGAACGAGGCUCUCGACUUGAAUUAUCUUUCCAGGCCUUUGAAGUGGAAGAAGAGGCUGACUGUGGCUAUGACUAUGUUGAACUCUUUGAUGGUCUCGAUUCCACAGCCGUGGGGCUUGGGCGAUUCUGCGGAUCUGGACCACCAGAAGAAAUCUAUUCAAUUGGGGAUGCAGUUUUAAUUCAUUUUCACACCGAUGACACAAUCAACAAGAAAGGAUUUUAUAUAAGAUACAAGAGCAUAAGAUAUCCAGAAAGCAUGCAUACCAAAAAAUAACACCCGCACCUCUCUCAGAACCUAAAGGAAUGUGCACAGUGGAGAGAAGUCAUAUCUUUUUUUAACUGACGACAUUAGUACAAAUGUUUUAUAUAGUGAGUUUGAACAAAAGAAAACUGUACGAUCAAAGUUACACUAAUUGUACUAGAAGAGUUUCCAGCUAAUGCUGCCCAGCAUUACAAGAAUAUCUGAGCUCCGUGCUUGAUGCAUUAAAAAAUUUCGUGGACGUGCUUCAAGAAAGUGUCCAUCAGCUUGUGUUCACAGCUUGAAACAGAGGCUUCAUGAUUCAGACAGUUCAAUUCCGGGGCUGUUACCCUGCAGGGUGUCUUUUUGACUAUUUUUCAAGAUUUGGGGACAUGCCGUGAUCUUGCAGGUCAUAAAUUGGAAAACCUUUUUCUUUUAGCAUAAUUGCUUUGACUUUGUAUCUCUGAUACAGUGUAAACCAGAUUCAUAUAAAUGAUGUGAAGUGGGAGUCUUUGGAGGGUGGUUUGUACUGUGUGUGUGUGUGUGUGUGUGUGUGUGUGUGUGUGGAAACUGGAAUAGUUUAACUUCAUUAUUUUCACUUGCAGGCCAGCUUAACCUCUUCAAAACAUAAAUGAUAUUGAGACCACUUCAUUGUACUUACAUUUUGACAAAUUCAAAGCAUUGAUAGUAUCGAUUAAUGCAGUUAAAGUCUAGACAUCAUUUGUCUAAUUACUUAAAAUGCCCAGUUAAUUGGUAAACUCAGCUUUUUCUAUGUAAGUGCUGCCUUUUCACAACAAAUCUAAGAAGCCUGUGAUGUCUUAUGAUCUUAUGAGAAAACGCCCAUGAAGUGUGUGCAGGAUUCUUCUAAAAGACUGCCUGGAUGAUUCAUGUUCAAAUUACUACUGCUGCUAUUGUCUUUCUUUUGUUAAUGAUGUAUUUUUUUUGUAGUUAUUGUUGUUGAUGUCAUGGUUAGUGUGUUUAAAAGAUAGAACAAAGUAGAAGUGGCCCUUGUGAGAAUUUAAAAUCUCUCUCUCUCUCUCUUUGCUUCCUGGAAUUCAGUUCAAAAAAUGCAAUGUUGAAAAAAAAGGAUGUUUUUUCAGAAAGACUUCCUAUGGUGCUAUUCCAUAAACUUAUUUUUAAACAAUUUUUUGACCUUUGAGCCAACUGUAGACUCUGAAUGUCUCCAUAUGUCUGGCUUGUAGCAUUUGAAGAGUAAAGACUUGUGAAGUAUAUCGAGUAUAUCAUUGCAAAGGCAAAUACAUAUAUUUCCUGUGGAACAACUACUUAUAUUGCCUUAGAAUUCUUGCACAUGAUCCUACAGUUCUUCCUAGAAACACACCUUUUGAAAUAGUGAACAUAAUAGUUAACAAAUGUUAAUCAGGAUCUCCAUGAGGAAAACCCAUUUCCUUGACUGAGACAUUGGACAUAAACGUGAUGACCUGCUUUUGUUGUAGAAAAUGUAAUUUUAGGAUGAAUUUUCUGCUCAGUAGCCAUGUAUGUUUUUAAUAUUAAUGUGUGUAUAUGUGAGAUCGUCUGAGUGAGUGAACCUACAAGAAAAUGAAGAGUAAUGGUUGCUUGAAAAGUUAAAACUUAUGUGCCAAGUUCUACUAGAAUUCUGCUUGAAAUAGCACCUUUCUUAGCUUUCAUGGACAAAUAAUGGGAACUACUAAGUAUUAUCAAUCCCAUUAAAGACUCUUUCCUUUAGAGAAUCUCUAUUUUAAUAUUUUUUGAUGUUCAUGUAGAUUGCUCUAUGAAGUAGCUUUGUUUCUGUUAACUGUCCAUGAACACUGAACAGUUAAUAAAAUUGGUAUAUUUCUUUGCUUUCACAAAAUUAAACUCUACACACAGACACAGCUUAUUUGUUCAUUUUCUCAUUGUUGACCUGAAAGACAUCUCCCUGUAAAGUGUAAAUACAUUUUUGAAACCAAUGUUUUGAUCUCACUGAAUGUUACUUUGGAAAUGUAUUAACUCUUGCCUGCAAUGUAGAUAAGUCUUUCAGUGAAAUUGAUUUAUUCUGGUAUCUUUUAGUGUAUUUUCUCACUAAUCUCCAAAUAUCCAAGAUAUGCCAGGAACGAUGGAGAGAGGAAAAGGCAUUCACAAUGGAAGUGCUCAGUACUUCUCUGAGCUCUGUGUUAGGCAUGUGCACUGGCUCUUUCUAAAUUCCAUGCCGCCCUUGGAAACUGAGAAGGUUCUCAUUUUCUAGUCCAGGAACAAAGGCACAGAGCCUUUACAUAAGUAUAAAGUUAGAUGUAUACAACCAGUCAUCUGAUAUCAACCUCUGUGCUUGUUCUAUAAAGUAUCGAAGAAUCAAUCUUGAUACACACACACACACACACGCACGCACACACACACACAUGCACUUAAGCGGUAGGGUUUUAAUGAUGAAACUUCUCCAUAUAAAGUAAAUUUUAGGGGUGAAUCACAGUAGCACAUUCAGGACAAAUAUAUUGUUCCUUUUAGGAACAGCAUGAGAAUUAGAAUGUCAAUUGCAGAUAUCUUUAAGAAUCAGAGUUAGUACUAAAAAUUAAAAACACACGCAAAUUGUAGUUUGGAGUUUGUAUGAGCCUUUUGUUAAGAUAAAUAUAUUAACUUAUUUUACCUGGCAUGGUAGGAAAAAUGUAGUAUUCUCUUUUGCAAAAAGCCCAACUAUUCCAACUGACAUCUUAUUAGGCAACAGUAAUCUGUGCUCGACAUAAACAGAUUUUUUUUUCUGACAACCAGGAAAUUGUAGGUUUUAAGAAGGCAUAUUGUCAUAAUUU
Molecule: messenger RNA, 5779 nt
Organism: Fukomys damarensis (Damara mole-rat)
Lineage: Eukaryota; Metazoa; Chordata; Mammalia; Rodentia; Bathyergidae
Gene: Tll1
Product: tolloid like 1
Exons: 21
Coding region: 15-3056 (1013 amino acids)
Biological process (GO): proteolysis
Molecular function (GO): calcium ion binding; metalloendopeptidase activity; zinc ion binding
Source: RefSeq, a predicted model, not a curated record